Molecule: messenger RNA, 402 nt
Organism: Saitoella complicata NRRL Y-17804
Lineage: Eukaryota; Fungi; Ascomycota; Saitoellomycetes; Saitoellales; Saitoellaceae
Exons: 1
Source: RefSeq, a predicted model, not a curated record
UCUGCUCACUUCACCCUCAACUACCCCGAGACGGUCGGUUUCGACGAGGACAACGAGCCCACUGCCCCCUGCGGUGGAUUCUCCGCCUCUGAUGCGACCAAUCGCACCCUUGUGCCGCUGGACGGUACUGCUCCUUUCGCGAUCUACGCUGGUCACCCUACCGCUCAGGUUAUUGUCAAGUUGGCAUUGAGCACUGACCCCACCACCAACGCUGACUUCAACAUCACUGUUGUUCCUCAAUUCACUGAGAACGGUUUGGGUGACUUCUGCUUCCCUAGCGUAAACUGGGCUGCUGCUGCUGGCUCCCCUACUGAGGGCCAGAACGCUACGGUUCAAGUUGCCUACGCUGGCGGUGACGGUGUUCUCUACCAGUGUGCCGCUAUCCAGUUCUCCUCCUCGGCU